This is a messenger RNA of Bactrocera tryoni, 957 nucleotides long. RefSeq lists its product as uncharacterized. Bases 178 to 957 code for a protein of 259 amino acids. NCBI's taxonomy places the organism in Eukaryota, Metazoa, Arthropoda, Insecta, Diptera, Tephritidae. The record is from RefSeq and is a predicted model, not a curated record. The transcript is spliced from 3 exons.
UUAAAAAACAAAUAGUAUUCAUGAUUGUUUUCAAAAAGUUUUGACUUGAUAUUAUAAAAAAGUUUAAUUUUAUAAGCAUUACCAAUCACAUUUUCAAUGUAGUAUUCAUUGAGGCAAUUAGAUCAAUUUUAAAUACUCAUUUCUAAAUAUAUAAGUACAUUUAUAAGCUACUUAAUAAUGGAUUUUGGCUUAUUUGAACCCUGCAGACUAGAAGAUAUUCCUGAACGGCGCCCAGAGGAUGCAUGGGAAUUUAAACCUUGUCAGAAAAAGUUUCUUAUGCGACCGGAAGAUGAAAUAAGUGUAGACAGCAUCAUUUCUGCGUUGCUCUCAAAAAUCGAACCCACUGAAGAGCAGUACAGAGAAUGUCAAUGGGAUGUUACCGCUAAAGAAAUGCAUAAUGAAAAGCAGUCUUUACUCUUCGAAGAAAAACUCUAUAUAUCACGGAUUCAAACAGGACCUUGCAAACUAAAUGAGGAAAACAAAAUCUUUCUAGAAAGUGAACUCAAUGAAAUUGGUUACAUGAAACUUAGCAUAGAGGAAAGCUAUGAUGGUUAUGUGGUAUUCAGUCGCAGUCAAAUGGCGAAGGGUAGAAGCAGAAGCGUGUGUGGGCAUUGCUUGAGGGGAAAAUAUAAUGACAAAUUUUUAUUAAUCGUGGAGAAACGAAGUGAAUUCGAUUACAUAGACACGGGCAGAAUUGAGAAAAAUAUGGAAGCCCGAAUCAAUGAAAAUAUUUUGUUAGUUAUUCGUGAAACAAAAAUUAAUGCAGAUUCUCAAAAGUUCAAAGCUGAAAUUAAUGUCAAAAACAGGGAACCAGUAUUUAUCAUGGACGGUGGUAUACAACUGCUAAUGCGCUAUUUGAUAAUCAAUAAUUUCAUUGGCAAAUUUGAAUACUAUACAUUAAAUUUAUACGGUGAGUUUAAUUUUACUUUGUUAAUGAUAGCAAAUAUCAUAGAAUAA